AUGUCUACUCAUAGACCUUUUCAAUUAACUCACGGUGCUAUCGAACACACUUUAUUAGUUCCAAACGAAUUAUUUUUUAACUAUUCACAAUUAAAAGAUGAAUUCAUAAAGACUUUACCUGAACCAACUGAAGGUUUCGCUGGUGACGAUGAACCUUCCAGUCCUGCUGAAUUAUAUGGUAAAUUCCUUGGUUUCAUCAGUGAUAACACUGUCCAAUUCCCACAAAUCGUACAAUUAUCCUUGCAAGAUUUCCAACAACGUUUCUUGGAUAACCAUGAUAAUAUCCACUCCUUUGCUGUCAGAUUAUUAGAUGAUGAAGCUUACCCAACCACCAUUACCAAAGUCAAAGAAAAUAUCAUCAAGAACUACUACAAAGCAAUCAAAUCUAUCGACAAAGUUGAAUCAAACUUGUUGUACCAUUGCAAACACGACGCCAAAUUAGCUGCUAUUUUCGGUGGUCAAGGUAACACUGAUGAUUACUUUGAAGAAUUGCGUGAAUUGUACACUUUAUAUCAAGGUUUGAUUGAAGACCUUCUUAUUUCCAUCGCUGACAAGUUGGAUGAAUUAUACCCUUCUUUUGACAAGAUUUUCACCCAAGGUUUGAAUGUCUUGGGCUGGUUGAAACACCCAGAAACCACUCCAGAUCAAGAUUACUUGUUGUCAGUUCCAGUAAGUUGUCCUGUCAUCUGUAUCAUUCAAUUGUGUCACUACACCAUUACCUGUAAGGUGCUUGGCUUAACACCAGGUGAAUUCAGAGACUCCUUGAAGUGGUCCACUGGUCACUCUCAAGGUUUGGUUACUGCUACUGCUAUUUCCAGCUCUGAUUCCUGGGAUUCAUUCAAACAAAACUCCAUUACCGCUGUUUCCUUGUUACUUUUCAUUGGUGCCAGAUGUUUGAUGGCUUACCCAAGAACCACUUUACCACCAACUAUGUUGCAAGACUCUUUAGAACACGGUGAAGGUAGACCAUCUCCAAUGUUGUCUGUCAGAGAUUUGACUAUUACUCAAGUUGAAAAAUUCAUCGAACAAACCAAUUCCCACUUGCCAAAGGAAAAACACAUUGCCAUCAGUUUGGUCAAUGGUGCUAGAAACUUGGUUCUUUCUGGUCCUCCAGAAUCCCUUUACGGUUUCAACUUGAACUUGAGAAACCAAAAGGCUCCAAUGGGUUUAGAUCAAUCCCGUGUCCCAUUUAGUGAACGUAAAUUGAAAUGUUCCAACAGAUUCUUGCCAAUUUUUGCUCCAUUCCACUCCCAUUUAUUAGCUGAUGCCACUGAAUUCAUUUUGGAUGAUGCUAAGGAACACAGAUUGUCCUUCCAAAAAUUGAAGAUUCCAGUUUAUGACACCUUUGAUGGUUCCAACUUCCAAGACAGCAAAGAACCAGUCAUUGAAAGAGUUGUUAAAUUGAUCACUGAAUUGCCAGUUCACUGGGAAACCGCCACCAACCACAAGGCUACCCAUAUCUUAGAUUUCGGUCCAGGUGGUGUUUCUGGUUUGGGUGUUUUGACCCACAGAAACAAGGAAGGUACUGGUGCUAGAAUUAUUGUUGCUGGUGCUCUUGAUUCCAACCCAAUUGAUGAUGAGUAUGGUUUCAAGCACGAAAUCUUCCAUACCUCCUCUGAUAAAUCCAUCAAAUGGGCUUCCGAUUGGUUGGAAGAAUACAAGCCAACUUUGGUCAAGACCUCUCAAGGUAAAAUCUAUGUUAACACUAAGUUUUCCCAAUUGUUGGGUAGAGCUCCAUUGAUGGUUCCAGGUAUGACCCCAACUACUGUCAACCCAGACAUCAUUGCUGCCUCUUUGAAUGCUGGUUACCACAUUGAAUUAGCCGGUGGUGGUUACUUUGCUGGUAGUAUCAUGACCAAAGCUAUUGAUCAAAUUGUUGCCAACAUUAAACCAGGUUACGGUUUGGGUAUCAACUUGAUCUACGUUAACCCAUUCAUGUUGCAAUGGGGUAUUCCAUUGAUCAAGGAAUUGAGAGAAAAAGGUUACCCAAUUCAAUCUUUGACCAUUGGUGCUGGUGUUCCUUCCUUGGAAGUUGCCACUGAAUACAUUGAAGAAUUGGGUCUUACUCACUUGGGUUUGAAACCAGGUUCUAUUGAUGCCAUUAGUCAAGUUAUUACCAUUGCCAAAGCUCAUCCAAAAUUCCCAAUUGUCUUGCAAUGGACUGGUGGUAGAGGUGGUGGUCACCAUUCUUUUGAAGAUUUCCACCAACCAAUUCUUCAAAUGUACUCCAAGAUUAGAAGAUGUUCAAACAUUGUCUUGGUUGCUGGUUCUGGUUUUGGUUCUGAUGAAGACACCUACCCAUACUUGACUGGUUCUUGGUCCAAGAAAUUCAACUACCCACCAAUGCCAUACGAUGGUGUUUUGUUCGGUUCAAGAGUUAUGACCGCUAAGGAAGCACACACCUCCUUGGAAGCUAAGAAAUUGAUUGCUUCUUGUCCAGGUGUUCCAGAUGAAAAAUGGGAACAAACUUACAAGAAACCAACUGGUGGUAUCAUCACUGUUAGAUCUGAAAUGGGUGAACCAAUCCACAAGAUUGCUACCAGAGGUGUUAUGUUCUGGAAAGAGUUGGAUGACACUAUUUUCAACCUUCCAAAAGCCAAAGCUUUGGAAGCUAUCAAGAAGAAGAGAGAUUACAUUAUCAAGAGAUUGAACAGUGAUUUCCAAAAACCAUGGUUUGGUAAGAAUGCUAGUGGUGUCUGUGACUUACAAGAAAUGACCUACGAAGAAAUUGCCAACAGAUUGGUUGAAUUGAUGUAUGUUAAGAAAUCUCAAAGAUGGAUUGACGUUUCCUUGAGAAACUUGUAUGGUGACUUCUUAAGAAGAGUUGAAGAAAGAUUCACUUCCGCUUCCGGUGUUGUUUCCAUGUUGCAAAAUUUCGCCCAAUUGAAUGAACCAGUUACAUUCACUGCCGAAUUCUUCAAGAAAUUCCCACAAGCUAAGGAUCAAUUGAUUUCUGAAGAAGAUGCCGAUCACUUUUUGUUGUUGGCUGCCAGACCUGCUCAAAAACCAGUUCCAUUUGUUCCAGUCUUGGAUGAAAGAUUUGAAUUUUUCUUCAAGAAAGAUUCCCUUUGGCAAUCUGAAGAUUUGGAAAGUGUUGUUGAUGAAGAUGUUCAAAGAACUUGUAUCUUGCACGGUCCAGUCGCUUCCCAAUUCACCAAGAAGGUUGAUGAACCAAUUGGUGAAAUUUUGGAUUCUAUCCACGAAGGUCACAUUGCUAGAUUGGUCAAGGAUGAGUAUGCUGGUGAUGAAUCUAAGAUUCCAGUUGUUGAAUACUUUGGUGGCUACAAGACUGACAAAGUCUCUGUCGACAAUGUUCAAAUUAACGCUACCAGAAAGGAAACCGUUUAUGAAAUUGGCUCUAAAUUGCCAGCUAAACAAGAUUGGUUAGAUUUGUUGGCCGGUACUGAAUUGAACUGGUUGCAUGCUUUCAUCUCCACCAAGAGAAUUGUUCAAGGUUCCAAACAUGUUGCUAACCCAUUGCAUGACAUCUUAGCUCCUGUUGCUAGAUCUAGUGUUUCUAUUGACAAGGCUACCAGCAAAUUGACUGCUUUUGAAAAAGUCAAGGGAGAGUUAGUUCCAGUUGUUGAAAUUGAAUUGAUUAAACCAAACACCAUUCAAUUGUCUUUAAUUGAACACAGAACUGCUGAUGGUAAACCAGUUGCUUUGCCAUUCUUGUACAAGUAUGAUCCUGCUGAUGGUUUUGCUCCAGUCUUGGAAAUCAUGGAAGACAGAAAUGACAGAAUCAAGGAAUUCUACUGGAAAUUGUGGUUCGGUUCUUCUGUUCCAUACAACAAUGACAUUAAUGUUGAAGAACAAAUUUUGGGUGAUGAAAUUACUAUUUCUAGUCAAGAUAUCAGUGAAUUUACCCAUGCUAUUGGUAACAAAUGUGAUGCUUUUGUUAACAGACCAGGUAAGGUUACCUUGGCUCCAAUGGAUUUCGCCAUUGUUGUUGGUUGGAAAGCAAUCAUCAAAUCCAUUUUCCCAAAGACUGUUGAUGGUGAUUUGUUGAAAUUGGUUCAUUUGUCCAAUGGUUACAAGAUGGUCCCUGGUGCUGCUCCAUUGCAAAAGGAUGAUGUUGUCUCUACCAAGGCUGAUAUCAAAGCUGUUUUGAACCAACCAAGUGGUAAAUUGGUCGAAGUUGUUGGUACUAUUUUCCGUGAAGGUCAACCAGUCAUGGAAGUUACUUCCCAAUUCUUGUACCGUGGUGAAUACGAAGAUUACUGCAACACCUUCCAAAAGGUUACUGAAACCCCAGUUCAAGUUUCUUUCAAAUCACCAAAGGAUUUGGCUGUCUUGAGAUCCAAAGAAUGGUUCCAUUUGGAAAAAGAUGUUGAAUUUGACGCUUUGACUUUCAGAUGUGAAUCCACCUAUAAAUUCAAGUCUGCCAAUGUUUACUCUUCCAUUAGAACUACCGGUCAAGUUUUCUUGGAGUUGUCUACUAAAGAAGUUAUCCAAGUUGGUUCUGUUGACUACGAGGCUGGUACCUCUUAUGGUAACCCAGUCACUGACUAUUUGGCAAGAAACGGUAAGACCAUUGAAGAAGCUGUCACUUUUGAAAAUGUUAUUCCAUUGUCAUCUGGUGAAGAAUUGACUACCAAAGCUCCAGGUACUAAUGAACCAUAUGCCAUUGUUUCUGGUGAUUACAACCCAAUUCAUGUUUCCAGAGUUUUUGCUGCUUAUGCUAAAUUGCCAGGUACCAUCACUCACGGUAUGUACUCAUCUGCUGCUAUCAGAGCUUUGGUUGAAGAAUGGGCUGCCAACAAUGUUGCUUCAAGAGUUAGAGCUUUCAAAUGUGAUUUCGUUGGUAUGGUUUUGCCAAAUGAUACUUUGCAAACUACUAUGGAACACGUUGGUAUGAUUAACGGUCGUAAGAUCAUCAAGGUCAAGACUGUUAAUGCUGAAACUGAAACCCCAGUUUUGCUUGCUGAAGCUGAAAUUGAACAACCAACCACCACUUAUGUCUUUACUGGUCAAGGGUCUCAAGAACAAGGUAUGGGUAUGGACUUGUACAAUUCUUCUGAAGUUGCCCGUAAUGUUUGGGAUACUGCUGAUCAACAUUUCAUCAACAACUAUGGUUUCUCCAUUUUGGAUAUUGUUCAAAACAAUCCUAAGGAGUUGACCAUUCACUUUGGUGGUGCUAAAGGUAGAGCUAUUAGAGACAACUAUAUUGGUAUGAUGUUUGAAACCAUUGGUGAAGAUGGUGCUUUGAAAUCCGAAAAGAUUUUCAAAGACAUUGAUGAAAACACCACCUCCUACACCUUUGUCUCCGACACAGGUUUGUUGUCUGCUACUCAAUUCACCCAACCUGCUUUGACUUUGAUGGAAAAAGCAGCUUAUGAUGAUAUUAAAUCCAAGGGUUUGAUUCCAAGUGAUAUCAUGUUUGCUGGUCACUCUCUUGGUGAAUAUUCUGCUUUGACUUCUUUGGCCAAUGUUAUGCCAAUUGAAUCUUUAGUUGAUGUUGUUUUCUACAGAGGUAUGACCAUGCAAGUUGCUGUUCCAAGAGACGAAUUUGGUAGAUCCAAUUAUGGUAUGGUUGCCGUCAACCCAACUAGAGUUAGUCCAACUUUCAACGAUGCUGCUUUACGUUUUGUUGUUGAUGAAGUUGCCAAGAAGACCACUUGGUUAUUGGAAAUUGUUAAUUACAAUGUUGAAAAUCAACAGUAUGUUGCUGCUGGUGACUUGAGAGCUUUGGAUACUUUGACCAAUGUUUUGAAUGUCUUGAAAAUCAACAAGAUUGAUAUUGUCAAAUUGCAAGAGCAAUUGUCUCUUGAUAAAGUUAGAGAACACUUGUAUGAGAUUGUUGAUGAAGUUGCUGCUAAAUCUCUUGCUAAACCACAACCAAUUGAAUUAGAAAGAGGUUUUGCUGUUAUCCCAUUGAAGGGUAUUUCUGUUCCAUUCCACUCUUCCUACUUGAUGUCUGGUGUUAAGCCAUUCCAAAGAUUCUUGUGCAAGAAGAUCCCAAAGACUUCUAUUAAACCACAAGACUUGAUUGGUAAGUAUAUUCCAAACUUGACUGCCAAGCCAUUUGAACUUACCAAGGAAUACUUCCAAGAUGUUUACGACUUGACUAAAUCUGAAAAGAUCAAGAAUAUCUUGGACAACUGGGAAAAAUAUGAAUAA
Messenger RNA from Candida tropicalis MYA-3404, 6120 nucleotides. It is a transcript of the gene FAS1, whose product is annotated as tetrafunctional fatty acid synthase subunit. Gene Ontology annotation, molecular function: [acyl-carrier-protein] S-malonyltransferase activity; [acyl-carrier-protein] S-acetyltransferase activity; enoyl-[acyl-carrier-protein] reductase (NADH) activity. Gene Ontology annotation, biological process: long-chain fatty acid biosynthetic process. The record is from RefSeq and is a predicted model, not a curated record. NCBI's taxonomy places the organism in Eukaryota, Fungi, Ascomycota, Pichiomycetes, Serinales, Debaryomycetaceae. Gene Ontology annotation, cellular component: fatty acid synthase complex. The transcript has a single exon. The coding region runs from base 1 to 6120 and encodes 2039 amino acids.